CACACACACACACACACACACACACCACUGUUUGUGUUCAGUAUAAAUGAGAAGUGGUGGACCUCUGGGUUCAACCACUGCCCCUGCCCUUUGUGGUGUCUCUGUUUCUAGGGGAUUUUUUCGGACUUUUGCGUCUUUUUACGUUUCGCUUUCACUUUUCCACACGUUAAGUGCGUGCGAGCAGAACGUGCCUCAGUCGUUGCGGGACCAUCAGGAAAACCGUACAUCAUCAGUCAUGGCCGCCAUCAGCAGCUCAAACACCGGUUUUGCCUUGGAGCUGCUCCGCACUCUGAGCCAAGCAAAUCCCACCGGGAACAUCUUCGUCUCCCCGCUGAGCAUCAGCUCGGCCCUGGCUAUGGUUUACCUGGGGGCUGAAGGAGACACUGCUGCUCAGAUGGCACAGGCCCUCUCAUUCACCUCUGGUGAAGACGUCCACACAGACUUCCAGACACUGAACGCUGACAUCAACUCGCCAUCUGCAUCAUACAUCCUCAAACUAGCCAACCGUCUCUACGGAGAAACUUCCGCCAACUUCCUCCCGCAAUUCCUCAACGCCACGCAGAAGCAUUACCAGGCAGACCUGAAGGCUGUUGAUUUCAUCGGGGCUUCAGAGGCCUGCAGAGUGGAGAUCAACAGCUGGGUCGAGCAGCAGACAGAAAAUAAGAUCAAAGAUCUCCUGAAGCCAGGAACAGUCGGCCCUAUGACAAGAUUGGCUCUGGUUAAUGCUAUCUACUUCAAGGGCAACUGGAUGAAUCGCUUUGAUGUGGCAAACACCAAAGAGAUGACCUUUAAAGUCAACCAGAAUGAGGCCAAGCCGGUCCAGAUGAUGUACCAGAUGAAGAAGCUGCCCUACAACUACAUUCCUGAGCUCGGUCUGCAGAUCCUGGAGCUGCCGUACGUGGAUGAGGAGCUCAGCAUGUUCAUCCUGCUGCCUGAGGAGUCCGCGGACGGCUCUGAUCCUCUGCUGAAGCUGGAGACUGAGCUAACGAGGGAGAAGCUGGACGAAUGGACCAACAGGGAAAACAUGGACGUCCACUCAGAAGUCCUGGUUCACCUGCCCAAGUUCAAGCUGGAGGAAGACUACGAGCUGAACGACGCUCUGUCCAAACUGGGCAUGACAGACGUGUUCUGUGGGGCGAAGGCCGAUUUGUCCGGCAUGAACGGCGAACGAGGACUCUUCCUGUCUACGGUGGCCCACAAGGCCUUUGUGGAGGUGAACGAGGAGGGGACGGAGGCGGCUGCAGCCACAGCAGGCAUGGUAGCAUUCUGUAUGUUGAGGGAGGAACACUUCACAGCGGACCACCCCUUCCUCUUCUUCAUCAGGCACAAUAAGACCAAGUCCAUCCUCUUCCUCGGCCGGUUGUCGUCUCCUCAGUAGACAGAACCGGCAGAGGAAGAUGUUGGGCCAAUUCAAAUAAAAAAAUUUGCAAAAUCCUUAAAAUGAAAGCUUAAUUUUCUGUGAUGUUUUGCCAGUUGAAGAACUGCAUUCUUUGUUUGCAUUUGCACUGAAAUCAUAGGUGUAGCUAUUGGAAUUUCAGUGUUUUUGGUUGAAUUAAUGUGUUAUAAUAGUGAAUUGAAUCUAAUUGAAAUAAAACAAAAGACGUUUGGGUUUUAAAGUGACUACAUUGUUAAAAUGGAGACAAUCAGAGUUUUUAUAGGGACUUUUUCUUCAGUUGACAGUAGUUCUAAUGAAAUGUGUUCACGGUGAGAUAUGUGGAUUAUCCAGAGGAAGUUGGUCAGUUUCUUGAAAAACAAAUGGAGCACAUUCACAGCAGUGAAAAACAAGGUGGAAGGAAAAAAGAAAAACAAAUGUAUUUGUGAUUUGGCUAAACUGAUGAUUUUUGUUGUUAACAGAAUGAACACCACAUCAAAACUUAAAAUUGAUUCAUAGUUUCUCAAUCUUAAUAAAAAUAGUACUAAGAUUUGUAUAUUUAAACAAACUGACCUAUUGGAUGAUGUUCCCGGUGUGAUCAAAAUCGAGCGUUUGUUAACAAAGCACAAAAAGUUGCUUUCAUAUCUUAUUUUUUUUUUUUGAGCUGCUGUUCUCUUAAGGGGCGUCCCUCAGAAAUUAAGAGUUACUAACUGCUGACCUUUAUAGGUGAGAACAGGUCAUUGCACCAGCCAGAGCAAAGUGUAAAAAGGCCACAUUUCCGGAACAGAAAUCUGAGCCUUAUUUCAUUUUGUUGACAUGUUAUAGUUAAAGGUUUUUAGAAAAAGGAAAAACCAAUUUUAGCCAUGUUUUGAGGAAUAAAAUGUUUAAAUCCGGCUAUGAAUGAUAUAUGAACAAUGCUCUCUGUAAAAAAUAUUCUGAAUAUAAAUAUGAAUGAAACUGAAAGGUUUGGUGUAUGUAAGUACAAGUGGAGAUGUAUGGCUCAUGAGAAAAUAAACUAAUUCUGAGAUGUG
This is a messenger RNA of Perca fluviatilis (European perch), 2403 nucleotides long. RefSeq names its product leukocyte elastase inhibitor-like. Gene Ontology annotation, biological process: negative regulation of endopeptidase activity. The record is from RefSeq and is a predicted model, not a curated record. The transcript has 7 exons. NCBI's taxonomy places the organism in Eukaryota, Metazoa, Chordata, Actinopteri, Perciformes, Percidae. Gene Ontology annotation, molecular function: serine-type endopeptidase inhibitor activity. The coding region runs from base 47 to 1378 and encodes 443 amino acids.